AUGCCAUUCAUAUUAGGCACUUUUUCUCCAAAGUUUGCGAAGGGCAACGGGUGUCUUUUCUCGGACCGGAACAAAGUUGUCGAUUGUCUACGGAAACUGACGCCAUUAGAUCUUGUUAAUGGCAUUAGUCACAUCACCGAGGCCCGAACAAGACGUCGCGAAAAACGACUGAACGCUAUUCUUCCACCAACAGAUGAACAAGGCUACGAUGAACCUUCUCUUUACCUGGCAAUCGAAUUUGCUCCCACUGUUGACGGCGUUUUUCUACCCUCCUGUCCGGAAAAAGUCCUGAACGACCUACGCUCGGAAACCGGCCCGGAGCCGCAACUUCUGAUUGGCACCAAUGGUAAAGAGGGGAUUUAUUGGUUGUUAUACGGACUCGGUUUGAAGGGAAUCCAAAUAUUGGAAGACAACGGGCAGGUUAACUUGCCAACAAUAAAAGAACUACAGAAUGCGAACAUUGAUAUCUACCGCUUAUGGACUGCCAAGUUUACCAGCGAGGAAUACUUGACUCAUCCCUUUUCGGCAGCCCAAGUCACUCAGUAUGGAUACAAUAGUCAACUGUUACAGAAAGUCUCGACAUAUACGUCACCUCUGCCUGUUUUUAAAGUAGAGAAUUCAACUCAAUUCAUGGACCGCAUGGAUCAGAUUUCUGGAGAUAUGGAAUUUAUUUGUGGAACCAUAAAGUUCGCCCAACUGAUAGCCCAGCUGCCGCGGGGAAAAGUGCAGUUUUACAAUUUUUUGCAUAAAACCAAAGACAAUGGCUUCCCGGACUGGACAGGUGCCAUGCACGGCUACGAAAUAGAAUACGUCUUCGGGAUGCCCUUUUCAGACGACUUUCGAAAAAAAUUUUAUAACUUCACCAAUGAGGAGAUGCAAUUGAGUCGCAGGAUCAUGCGGUACUGGGCAAACUUUGCAAAAACAGGGUAGGUAUUCUGUACAGCUUAGAGCUCUUGUGUUAUUUUAUUUAGUAUCUCAUAUCCAUUGUAACUACUUAAUCGAGUGUCUGUUUGGUGCUGAGAGUAUCCUUUACCGUUUUACUCUAUACAAUUAAUCUCUCUUCCGCUCCUGGAUAUCUUUGGGUUAGAACCCUGAAGACUAAUGAGUGCAAUGGUGUUUAAAAAAAAUAUGGUGUUUGCAAACACGUUAGGAGAACUAAUAUCUGCUUGUAAUGUUUUUCUAACGAUUUACUCAGAAAGCAUUCAAAGCUAAAUGUUGACUUGAACUUUUUUCAACAUACUUUAAAGCGAAUUGUGAAUGCACGCACAAAUGCCAAAGAUUGAAGGUUGAAUUGUCCGAAAUCGUAUUUCCAUCUAUCUCGUUUGUGUACUCGUUUGAUCUUUUAUCCAAACCUACCUUUUUUGCACAGUGCCUAAUUAAGAUCGAUCGUAUUGUCCAAAUCCUUGAAAAAUUCUUAGUCUGCUUGCAAGACAAGCCUUAAAACGGAGAUAUGAAUACUAUUCUGCAGAAUUUCUAGGUGUUUGAUCUUCCUUAUCGUCAUUCCUGAAGUUUUCGAUCAAAACAACUCUCAGCUUUUAGUUUACUUGAAGAUUGCCAAAAAAUAAAAGAUGUUCACAGCUUUAAACUAAGGACUCACUCUCUUUAAUUCCAAACUAGAAAAUGGUAUUCAUUUCCGUGGGUGUUAAUUGUCCCCGAUGGAUCCCCUACAUUUUGUCAAUUUAAUCUGAAAUUCGUUGGUCUAGCCAAGCGCGAUUUGAAUUACGAUAAGUGCUCAAGCCGUUAACAAAGUCCUACGUCCUCGGAUUGAUAACUUGCAGGAAUAGACUGGACCUGGGUUACAAUGUAGCAUUUCGAUUGCAUCAGAACGUACGUUUAUUAGCCCAUGAUCACUAAGAUCUUAUGCAGGUCAUAGGAGCCUAACUACAACACUAAAGCCAGUCAAUGUUGAUAUAGAUAUUUUUUGAAUUUUCGGAAAGAUCUAGUAAACGUAGGAGCAAAGGUGUUCAUCUAGAUGAAGGACCUGCUUAUUUUGGACUGUUUAAAAAGAGAACGCGAUUCUCUCUGCACGCCUGUCCUGCGGCAGGUAGAGCGUGGAUAAGCCAAUAAACUUAAUUACCUUUUCGGACCCAUUAACUUAUAUCCGUAUAGUAAUGGAGUCGCGGUUUUUUCACAGCAUAACAUCCGCUGACAAGUAGCAUAUAAAACGUAAAUUGUUUUAGGCCGGGAAUUUUGUACAACAAGCUGACUAACGAUCAUACCGUGCUGUCAAAGGUUCAUUCUUCUCUAAAACUGAAUGAUUAAUUGUCAAAAGGCAUAAAAAGGAGCAAAUUAAAACAUCCAUUCGCCAGUUGGCUUGAGAAAACACAAUCUAGCCAUUUUUAUUUGAUAACAGGUGUCUCUAAGACCGAACGUCGCCAUGAAAUAAAUUGUCAUCAGAAGGCGAUGGAGAGGCGAUACUAUGCAUGCACUCACAUGGGACUUGAAUUGACCCUGACUUGCUCACACUGUCGGUUUUAUUAGCGAGCUUCUUGGUUUUGCCUCCGAAAAGAACUCCAACCCUGAUCAUGUAGGCACCUCAGUUACCUAUGUCGUCAUCAGACGAAGAUGAUGCAUUGAACGUCACCUUGAAAUUUAUAAGCACACAACAAAGCUUCAUAUAAAAGCGUAGUAUACACAAGUUUCCGUUACAUACUCUACAGGUGAAUGAGUCCAGUUUUCCUUAUUUAAGAACGAUCAGACAAAUUUCGCGUAUCCAUGCUGAUUGAGGCACUAAUUCAGAAGCGUCUCAGUUUUCUUCACAUUCUUGACACUUUCUGUUCGAUAUCACUCAGGUGUGGAUUAAUGUUAUUUAAUGUCAAUUAAUUGCAUUUGUGUCCAAGCAGAUGUUUCACGACCGACCUUGCCGUCGAGGAGCAGGCUGUCUUUCUGACUAACCUCGUCAGAUUUACCUAAAUGUCUGUAUCAAAAAGUUUCGUCGAUACCCAGGGUUUAGGUGUCCAUGAACAUCACAUUUCCUGUAUUGGCGAGGAAUGUUUUUUUACACUUUCCUUCCCAACUCACACCGUAACAAUCCCUUGAGACGGCUUUUCUUCCACCUCACUAAUGUCUCCAUCCUUCCAGGUUUCAUGGCAGCGGACAUAAAUUAUUAAUAGAGCACGAAGGGUGAGUUCUCUCUCACAUGUUCAUUUUCUGCUAAGCCUGCGUUGCUUCCUUUCAGUGAUGCAAAUCGGGCCAGCGAUGGCAAACAAUCUCAGCCCCAUUGGCCCUUUUAUGACAUAGAAAAGCGACAAUACCUAGAACUUGACACAGAAAUUGUUGCAAAGAGUGGCCUACGAGACAUUCAGUGCAAUUUUUGGAAUACUAUCCUUCCAACGCUCACCAGGACUUACUUGGUAUCAAAUUUAAGGCAGUCGCUUGACGACAUUUGUCCGAACAUGGAGCCCUAUCUAUUUGAGAAAGAAGCCCUGGAAACGUUUGUGCCUGGCGGUGAGUUGGUUCUUCUUCCACUUCUCCUUGACUUAAGAAAUGCCGAAACUCUGGUCCUGAUGAGUUUAAGCUAAUAACGCGGAUUGCUCACGAGUAGGUAAACAUAGGCUUACCGACCAGAGAAUUUUAGUAUGCAAGGAUCGCGGGAGGUUUUCUCGAAUUACUAACUAUUCCUUAUAGUGAAUCUGCUCAUCUGGGAGUUGGUCGAGAGUAACUUCACUCAGCUCACUUUGAUGCAGUAGAUCCUAAUCGAUCUGCAGCUUUUUCAUCGGGCAGGUCCAUGCAACACCCCUAUAUCUAGCCCACCUCCGGAUGCCAUCUAGGAACUUGCAGACGGCGAUAGUUUCAAGCUUGACAACAGUUAACCUAGGGGCUUUGUGGUCGUGCUUCAGUCCAACUUAACGUACGGCUGAUAGGCUGUAUGCGGGCCUUCAGCAAAUGGAUAGUGCAGUAAAACGGUAUAUGUACUACUAUGGGCAGAUUUUGAAUGAUCUUCAAUGUUCGUUCAUUUUCAGCCCUCUGCGUUCCUAUUUAAAUGAUUCUCUUCGUUAAGGAUGAAACUGUUCUACUUUGUAACCAGGGCUCUUUACUUUCGUUUCAAAGAUCUUUACUGGAUGUCAGCACUGGUUUCUCUGAAUCACUGAGAAAAUAUCCGAUUGAAUCAUUCGAAUAAGGUGUAUAGACUGUUGUAGCAUUAGAAAUCAAAGAUGAAAUUGGCUUAAUUUGACUUUUGGGUGGGUACUCAGAAAUCUUUAUACCACCUUUUUUAUCAUAAAGUUUCUCUUAUCCUUUUAUUUUUGCUUUUAGAAGCCAAUGGGAACAGCUCUCCGACACCGUUUGGCAAACUCUUACUCGUUUUACUCGCAGUUUGUACCAUAAGCAGAUGGGAAGUGCAGUUAGUAUAA
This is a messenger RNA of Spirometra erinaceieuropaei, 4352 nucleotides long. The record is from the annotation of a GenBank genome assembly. Lineage: Eukaryota; Metazoa; Platyhelminthes; Cestoda; Diphyllobothriidea; Diphyllobothriidae.